Gigantopelta aegis is the source of this 1578-nucleotide messenger RNA. RefSeq names its product neuronal acetylcholine receptor subunit alpha-10-like. Gene Ontology annotation, molecular function: acetylcholine-gated monoatomic cation-selective channel activity; transmembrane signaling receptor activity. Gene Ontology annotation, cellular component: postsynaptic membrane; neuron projection; synapse. The record is from RefSeq and is a predicted model, not a curated record. NCBI's taxonomy places the organism in Eukaryota, Metazoa, Mollusca, Gastropoda, Neomphalida, Peltospiridae. Gene Ontology annotation, biological process: nervous system process; signal transduction; monoatomic ion transmembrane transport. Bases 82 to 1557 code for a protein of 491 amino acids. The transcript has 7 exons.
CGCUUUAAACUGAUGUUCACGAAUUAGCAUAAGCGGAAAUAAAGUUUAGCCGUCUGCUUUGGACUCCGUGAUAAGGAUAAGAUGUGUUAUACUUUGAUUCUGCAACUAACGCUGUUUCUGGGCGCCGUGAAAGGAAUGGCAGACAGGUCUGAUCCACGGAUCUCGAAGGAGCAGGUCCUGCUGCGAGAUUUGAUGUACACGUACGAGAAGUCGGUGAGACCAGUGUUCAAUGCAGACAAACCAGUCAAUAUUGGCCUCGGUUUGACCUUGACCCAGAUCCUUGACCUUGAUGAGAAGAACCAAGUUCUAACUACAAAUGUCUGGUUGGAAGUUGAAUGGUUUGAUGAGCGACUGGUGUGGAAUUCCAGCGACUACGGCGGUAUUACGACCUUGCGAAUCCCCUGCCAUUUACUUUGGUUGCCAGAUAUCGUGUUGUACAACAGUGUAGAUGACUACACAUCCGGGUAUAUGCCGAGCCUCGCUAUGGUGUACAACACGAGUCGGAUAUUCUGGGGCCCUGUCGUGCGUUUCCGUAGCUCGUGCCGAAUAGACAUCACUUACUUCCCCUUUGAUGACCAAAUAUGCAUGCUCAAGAUUGGAUCGUGGGCUUAUAAUGGCUUCCAAGUGGACGUGUGGAACAGGUCUCACACCAUGGAUCUCGCCAACUUCGUUGACAACGGCGAAUGGGAACUCAUCGGGGUUAAGGUCACUCGCAACGUCGUCAUCUACAACUGUUGUGACGAGCCCUUUCCGGACGUCCGCUUUUACGUCCAUCUGCGCAGGCGCGUGAAAUACUACUUCAUGAACAUCAUCAUCCCGUGCAUCAUCCUGUCGUUCCUCUGCCUGGCCGGCUUUCUACUUCCGCCGGAGAGCGGGGAGAAGAUAACCCUUGGCUUGUCGGUCCUACUCACCAUCACGGUGUUCAUGUUGAUGGUGGCGGACAAGAUGCCGCAGACGUCGGAAUCCGUGUCUGUUAUUAGUAUUUAUCUUAUGGUCGUCCUAUCUCUGAGCUGUAUGUCCGUCCUGUCGUCCGUGUUUGUGCUAGGGAUCUACCACCAGCGCGGAAAACCUAAAAACGUGCCACGGAUCCUGAAGAUCAUCACGUUCAACAUCCUGUCACCAAUGCUGUGCAUUAGUGGCCGCGGCCGAGACCGCAGACUGGCGCCAUCCGUAUGCAAGAGGGGUUCCCGCUGGCAGAGAGUGGCAACGCAGGAACCGGAAGUCAUCAGGAUCUCCACCAUCGACCAGACGAGAGAGCACAUGGAGUUGUCCCCCCACUCCAUCAAGGACGACAACUACGUCGAGCAUCCGGUAACGUGUUUCGAUGACGUCACUCCCCACCCGCACACGGCCGUGGUUAAGGAGAUGAUCUCGAUGAUUCAGAAGAAGCAGUUUGAGGAGACGAAGGAGGAGGAAGUGUUCAGGGAUUGGCGGGACGUAGCCUUCAUUCUCGAUCGUCUGCUGUUUUUUGUGUUCCUAAUCACGACCAUUAUCUCCACGGUGAUCAUCUUGGAGAUGCGGCCGCAUGCCAAUCAAGAUGGGUUUGUCAAGACGUAGUUGAAUAAAUUGUUUGUUUCU